CAUGGGUAAAAAAUGUUAUUCUAUUUCAGGAUUGCACCAUGCGGCUCUCUAUGCGUUAAAACAUUAAAAAUCCAAUGAAAGAAGUCAAUUUUACAAGAUAAAAUUGGUUUUAAAAACAUGAUGCAUGGAAUAAUUAUUUAUUCAUGUUUCCUUCAUUUCCUGCUUCAAAUCACUCAAAGCAUAGCACUGCGAUGUCAAGAUGACAAAAGCAUGGACUGUGCAAGGCUUGAUAAAAUGUUUGAUAUAUGUGAAGACGUACAUGAUGCCAAACUAAUAUGUCCUAAAUUCUGUAAUUUAUGCCUGCUAGUUGAUGGUAACUGGGCGGAUUGGUCGGGGUGGUCAGAGUGUGAUGUCACAUGUGGUAAUGGUAAGCAUACUAGAUUUAGGACAUGCACAAAUCCAGCACCGGCCUACCAAGGUUUGGAAUGUGAAGGAGAAAAGACCGACGUGAAAACCUGUCAACGACAAUCUUGUCCAGUUCAUGGUGGCUGGUCAGUUUGGUCUAAGUGGAAUGCAUGUCCGGUUACUUGUGGGUUAGGCAUGCAGAAGCGUUACAGGAACUGUUCAGAUCCGUACCCUUUACGGAAUGGAAAUCAUUGUUUUGGAGACGCUGACGAAUAUAGAAUUUGUUUCCAACAAUUUUGUGAAGAUGGGGUAUGGACAAAGUGGGGUAAAUGGGGAGCAUGUAGUGCAUCUUGUGGCAGUGGUGUCCGUCAGAGAUCAAGAUCAUGCACAAAUAGUAUUGGAACCAAAUGUAAGGGAGAGUCUUUUGAAGUUCAGCCUUGCAACGAACUGGAUUGCCCUUGUGAGUCACAUCCAACUCUACAAAACGGUGCCUUAAAACGGUUAUCGGAAUCACAAUUCAACAUUACUUAUAGCAUUGAAUGCAACAAAGGCUAUGAAUCCUUAGGUUUGCAAUAUGUAACAUGCGACAAGGACUCGGGAUGGAAAAAAAUUCCAACAUGCAAUAAGGUAUCAUGUGGAAAUCCAGUCGCACCGUCGAACGGAAAGCUUGCUUUUACAACUGGAGUAACUUUCCAAGCGAUCGCAAUGUUUGAGUGUUAUAGCAGUUUUACAGCUUUUGGUAAUCCAGUCUCAACAUGUUUAAGUGAUGGAACAUGGUCAAGUUCUAUAAGAUGCUUGAUACCAUUUUGUAGAUCACUUCCAACUCUACAAAACGGUGUCUUGAAACGGUUAUCGGAAUCACCAUUCAACAUUACUUAUAACAUUGAAUGCAACAAGGGCUAUGAAUCCUCAGGUCUAAAACUUGUAACAUGCAACAAAAAUUCGGGUUGGACUGAAAUUCCAUCAUGCAACAAAGUUUCUUGUGGAAAUCCGGUUGCACCUUCAAACGGAAAACUUGCUUUCAUUAGUGGGGUCACCUUCCAAGCAUUCGCAAUCUUUGAGUGUUGUGAUACAUGCAGAACCUCUGGAAAUUAUGUCUCAACAUGUUUAGAUGAUGGAACAUGGUCAAGCUCCUUGAAAUGUAUAGCACCUGUAUCAAAGUGUACGAAGAAACCGACCUACAAUGAAACCUUCAAAAACGUUGCGUUCGGCAAAAAAGUUACACUAUCGUCAACGUACUCUUCUACAUACAACGCCCCAAAAAUGGUAGAUGGUAACUUUGACAGAAAUAAUAUCGCAAUAACACAGUAUCAGAAAGAUCCAUUUGCAGUGGUUGAUCUAGAACAUUCAUAUACAAUACACUCUAUCUAUAUAUACAACCGUAAAGACUACGGUAGGUUUACUUUUAUUUUAUUUUAUAACCUACAGUUUUAGAUUUAGUUUUUAAUAAUUUA
Messenger RNA from Ruditapes philippinarum (Manila clam), 1799 nucleotides. RefSeq names its product coadhesin-like. The transcript is spliced from 10 exons. Lineage: Eukaryota; Metazoa; Mollusca; Bivalvia; Venerida; Veneridae. Bases 118 to 1779 code for a protein of 553 amino acids. The record is from RefSeq and is a predicted model, not a curated record.